Messenger RNA from Exserohilum turcica Et28A, 1727 nucleotides. RefSeq lists its product as uncharacterized. Gene Ontology annotation, molecular function: DNA-binding transcription factor activity, RNA polymerase II-specific; zinc ion binding. NCBI's taxonomy places the organism in Eukaryota, Fungi, Ascomycota, Dothideomycetes, Pleosporales, Pleosporaceae. The record is from RefSeq and is a predicted model, not a curated record. The transcript is spliced from 2 exons. Bases 103 to 1647 code for a protein of 514 amino acids. Gene Ontology annotation, biological process: regulation of DNA-templated transcription.
GCUGCAUCGGCCGCUGCCUCUCCUCACCUUAAUCCUAGCAAUCUAACCGCCCCGGUUCCAGCUCGUCGAACCGUGCAUCUAAUCACAAAAGAAAAGUGAAGGAUGAGUAUAAUCGCAGGUUUAAUACCCGUAACGCAAAAAGCACCAAAUGUAUGUGCCUACUGUCGAGUCAGGAAACAAGGGUGCGAUCGUACGCUGCCACGGUGUCAAAGAUGCGCCACGAAAGAAAGAAAUUGCGACUAUCGGCCUUUCAAGGAGCCUAUGCGCCAGGAAUAUGGGGAUGCCAUGCCACUGGUGCAGCACCACGACACCUGUCUGCAUGCGGACAUGACGCAGCAUGGGGCCAGCGAAUUACUUGACGCGGCAUCAGCAUGGGUAGAUGCUGGUGUGUCAGGAAAAGGGUUUAGGCUUUCCCAGGUCGUGUACGAUAUUCUGGAUCUCGCUGAUGUCGACAUAGCCCUUGCGUUGGAGGAAUUCGGUCCCUGCAUACAGCAGUGGUGUCCUAUUGUCCCGACGUCGUUCCUCCGCGGGGGUGUGGAUGAUCUAGCGUAUCAAGUGCACGGGAGAGACGGGCUACGGCACCCGUUGCUGCUAUUGGGCCUGUGGCUUGUCACUCGACGGACCUGUCCGCAGCGGGAACACAUUACCCAAAGUCAGCUCUACCGGGCGCUAAAGCAGAUCCUAGCACUAUACCAAUGCGAAGCGCCAGUCGGCCUGGACGCACUCCAGCUAGCCUUGCUACUGACAGUCUACGAAGUCGGCCAUGGCAUGUCUCAGCAAGCUUUCCAAACCAUGUCGACAUGCGUAUCCAUCUUCCAACUCCUGAGCCUCGACCCCCGCACCACCACACACACCAGCCUAUCAAAAACGCUCUCAUGGCUCCAAGCAAGCAUCCUCAUGCUCGACAACACGCUAGCCAUAUCUCAUCUCACCCCAGGCUUCCCGGUUAGCAUCCCAUCCAGCUCCGCCUUCAGCGUGACCCUCGCGCAAACCCUCGGCCCAAACAUUCCCCCACCACCCCCCACCGUUGACGCCACUUGCCCACGAAAAAUACACAUCCGCGCCUCGGUCGCCAUAGCCGCCAGCCACGUGCUAUCCUACACGCACGCGCUGACGCAGGGAAAGGCUGUCCCAACAGCGGCAGCGGCGGCAAUACCAGCCUCAUACGCCACAGCCGACGACAAAAUCAACAAAUGCAUCAACAUGCUGAUUGAUAAACCCCAGCCUCAUACCUGGCUGCACUGCGACUCCAUUGCCCUUGCAUUCUGUGCGCAUGUUUUGCUGCAGGCUGUACAGACUAGAUUCCUUCGUACCGCCACCACUCCUACUUCUACUCACGACCCCGUCGUCGAUAUCGCAAAGCCCCUCCUCGCCCUACGCAUCUCACGCCGCAUGGCAUGGGACAUGGUGCGCGUAGGCAUCCAGGUUAUCAAUUCAGCCGCCGAAAUCGCAGAGCUGCCGUUUGCAGGGUUGUGCUGCGUGGUGCGGGCUGGGGUGGUGGUGCUGGAGACGCGAGACUACGUGGAUGAGGAGGUGCUGGCGGGGAGGGAGGAGGCAAGGGCUUUCCGAAGGCUUGUGGAGUGGUUUGCGGCGAGGUGGGGGGUUGGGAAGGUGUAUCUGGCGAGAGUGGAUGAGUUGUUGGGGUGAGGUUUGUGGUAGGGUGUUCAAUCAUUAAACUGGUGAGGAAUAACAAUUUUGGCCAUAGAAUUACAUAGAUAUACAUUAUC